AUGCAGUUAUUCACUAAUGUUUUAGUUUGGCAUUUUUUCGCUAUUCUCAUUGCAAAAUACGCAUCCACAUCGCCGUUCAAGGAGAGGGUGCCACUUGACGUGGAUACAUCCUGUGAACCAGUGCAUGGAAUUGGAGUUGUGCGAUCUGAGCAGUUUCCAGGAGCGAGAUACUACUACGUCAGAACCACUUUUGCAGUAAAAUACAGAAUUGGCCUCGUAGCUCAUGGAAAUCAAAUACUCCUCCCUGGAAACGACUUGGACUUUUACCGAAUCGUAUUCUACCGUCCCUGGGCGGAUGGCAGAAGAUACGUUAGAGUAGUGACGAAAACUCUCGGACCAGGAUACAGAGGAUUUAGAGUGGUCUAUGAGUUUUACAAGGGAAAGGAUGAUCAAAGAUUCAAAUAUAUAUACAGAACUUGUGUAGACCUUGAUUUGUUGGAUCAGGAAGAAAAUCACAUUAUCAAGAUAGAUGAUAUGGGCUCAGGAGCAAAGAGGUUUCACGUACAAAGUGAGAAAUGCACGGAGUUGAAGAUAUGCGUGGUCAAAUACGGCAGAUAUACGCUCGACAAGGAGAUAGAGGGAUUAAUAGACCGGAAUGUCAUAUGGGAGGGAGGAAUUCUUUACCCGACGAUAACAAUUAUAUCGCGCUAUAACAACGGAACUUGCGUCGCUACAAAGUACAAGUACGCUGGAAUUGAAGAUGGGUUCGUGUUAGUUUCCAGGCAAGAAUCUGAGAUUUUCCUGGGUCCAUCAGAUGAAAAGAUUGUUGUUAAAUGA
Theileria equi strain WA is the source of this 777-nucleotide messenger RNA. RefSeq names its product signal peptide containing protein. The transcript has 2 exons. Lineage: Eukaryota; Apicomplexa; Aconoidasida; Piroplasmida; Theileriidae. The record is from RefSeq and is a predicted model, not a curated record. The coding region runs from base 1 to 777 and encodes 258 amino acids.